CCACAGCUGGGAAAAAUAUACUUACUUAAAAAUGUGCUCUGACGCCCAGAUCUUCAUUAUUUUCUCUGGUUUGUCGAACACAACACGGGAGCCGGCGACCUGAUGACAGCGUGACCGGAGCGAAGAAAGACACCGGCGGAAACUGAAUGAAGUCUAUCCCUCAAUGACCAGGGGUGGCAGUAGUGAGUCGCUUGGUGCAAUAAGGAGAAAUAAAUCCAAGGAAGAAGAAGAAGAAUGACGCCAUCACGCAUCCAUCCGACCUGUCCUUGAAGCCGAGAAAAGCAAGAUGGUCGCUUACUGGAGGCAAGCAGGCCUUAGCUACAUUCGCUUCUCUGCCAUCUGCGCCAACGCGGUGCGGGCUGCGAUGAAGCCGCAGGUCAAAGCCGAGGCAAUCAGGGCCGCUGAGGCGAACGUCAAAGUCUUCAAACCCAAAACAGCAUGAUCCAAAACUGUGUUGUACAUAGUUCUCCUAAACUUGAGAGGUCCUGUUUGAAAGAGGAGGGUGGAGACCUGGAUGUCAUCAAGAUGGCUUGGUUGAAGACUGGGGAUCUAAAUUUAAAUGUUUUUCCUUUUUUUCAUUUACAUAUUGAAUAAAAAUGAAUAUCUUAAAAGUGCA
Molecule: messenger RNA, 616 nt
Organism: Oryzias melastigma (Indian medaka)
Lineage: Eukaryota; Metazoa; Chordata; Actinopteri; Beloniformes; Adrianichthyidae
Gene: atp5f1e
Product: ATP synthase F1 subunit epsilon
Exons: 4
Coding region: 287-442 (51 amino acids)
Biological process (GO): proton motive force-driven mitochondrial ATP synthesis
Cellular component (GO): mitochondrial inner membrane
Molecular function (GO): proton-transporting ATP synthase activity, rotational mechanism
Source: RefSeq, a predicted model, not a curated record